Messenger RNA from Caenorhabditis auriculariae, 898 nucleotides. The record is from the annotation of a GenBank genome assembly. NCBI's taxonomy places the organism in Eukaryota, Metazoa, Nematoda, Chromadorea, Rhabditida, Rhabditidae.
AUGUGCGCUCCAUCGGACGGUCUGCAGACACCGCCACUUUUAGCGACGAAAAAGUUAUUUUGUUCUUCCUCUUAAGAAUAUUUUUCACUAUGACCUUUUAAUACUUUUAUUCACACGGUUGUUAGCAACUAAAGCCUGAAAAACAAUAAUGGGAAGACAAUUUUUGAAGAAACUGAAAACAAUUUAAUGUCGUUUUUUCCCGAGUGCUUGCCAAGUUAUUUCAUUAAUAAGUUCAUGUUUUUUGUAGAUUUUCAGUCUUGGCUUCAUUCUUUUGAAAGUACACAUUCCCACAAUUUUAUCUAUCAAAAGGGCAAAAUAAAGUGGAAAAGUUUAAUUCGUGCAACAAAAUAAUGGGAAAACUUUCAAGGGAGCCUGUUGAUGACUCGCCAAGAAGUAUUUACCUUCCAAAUACAAUGGAGAAGCCAACAAAUUACAGAAAAAUGAAAGAACACAGUUCUUAAUGAAAAUCUAUGGGCGAUUUGGAUCUAGUAACUUUAUGUUACCUGUAAAAUGUCAAAGGCAUCAAUUAGGGCGAAGUUAAAGCAAUAUGACAUGAUAACAGAACCAACUUGGAAAAAAAGCACAGAACCAGUGAAUCAGAGUCAUGAAACGUUCUCGAUCUCAUUUUUUUCAAUUAAUAUGUAUUAUGAAAGGGAAAAACUUGAAGUAUAAUUUAAUUGAACUUAGGGAACUUCAGAAAACGGAAAAGUGUACAUUCUGUGUCUCCUCAUUUUCAAAAUCUUCCACGACGUCGUUCAUUUCUACCGGCGUCGUUACGUCGGUUCCCUUCCCUCCGUUGAGCUUGCUGGCCUCUCUGUCUUCUGGCAUCUGGCUGAGGAGCGCCGAAAUUGUGCUGAUGUGGACGGAAAAUUUGUCGAAAGCCGCGUUGGUCCGGUAA